AUGUCUAUUAUCCUGGCCGAGCGGCUGAAGAGUCUGCAGCUCGAUGGCCAGCCGGGGAUCGCUCCCAAGGCCCUCCAGUUCUACGACAUGAUCACUCAGCGCGUGCGCACCUCCCGUAACAGCUCCUUCACGCUAUGCCGCGAAACCAUUGCCAUCCAGCUGGCCUGCGAAAAGCUCUCAAUCGAGUUCAACCAGGUUGCUGCCAGCACCAUAUCAUCUGUAAGCCUGCCCAUAUACCAGGCAUCAGUGCAGGAGGCGCGCGCUGCCCUAGGCCUGAUCAAAAACAUCACAUUGGAGGAGCUCGACGUGCAGUUUGGCCCGCCCGAGGGCGUCAUCCCGUAUGCGCGCCAGCUGCUCGACGAAUUCAAAGAAACACUAGGUGCGACUAUGCCGGCGGCUGCCAGACGCAGCAUGGACUGGUCCGGGUCUGUGUAUGUUGCUGCGGCUUUCGCGCUAGCGUGCAAACAUAUGAAAAAGCGGGUGGUGGCCAAGACGAAAUUGUUGAGCUUGGCAGGGAUUAAGCCGACGGUGUUUGCGGGCGUGCAGAAAAAGAUGGAGGACUACGGGAAAAAGACGCUGCAGGAGAUUGCGGCGGGCGGGGGAGCUAUGGCUAAGGCACAGCUGUGGAACCACCGGCUGAUUCGGCAGUAUUGA
This is a messenger RNA of Linderina pennispora, 654 nucleotides long. RefSeq lists its product as uncharacterized. Gene Ontology annotation, cellular component: nuclear origin of replication recognition complex. The record is from RefSeq and is a predicted model, not a curated record. The transcript has 2 exons. The coding region runs from base 1 to 654 and encodes 217 amino acids. Gene Ontology annotation, biological process: DNA replication initiation; DNA replication. Lineage: Eukaryota; Fungi; Kickxellomycota; Kickxellomycetes; Kickxellales; Kickxellaceae.